Stegostoma tigrinum is the source of this 6982-nucleotide messenger RNA. RefSeq names its product chromosome 21 C6orf89 homolog (gene c21h6orf89). NCBI's taxonomy places the organism in Eukaryota, Metazoa, Chordata, Chondrichthyes, Orectolobiformes, Stegostomatidae. Bases 51 to 1073 code for a protein of 340 amino acids. The transcript is spliced from 7 exons. Gene Ontology annotation, cellular component: Golgi membrane; nucleolus. The record is from RefSeq and is a predicted model, not a curated record.
ACGUGUAGUGCUCGGCGAGGGACCCUGUCGUGUCUGUGUGGUGAUGGCGGAUGAUGGGGGCGGCCCCCAGUGAGCCGUGUAUCUACGAGAAGCUGGCUGACAGUGUGGAGGUGCUGCGGCAGUCCGGCGAGCGCUAUGGCAUGUCCGAGCGCGAUAUUGAGCGGUUCAUCGCCCAGAUCCUGGAGACCAACGAGCCGCAGCGGGAAGUGGUCAGACACCCGCGGCUCCUGACAGCGGCCAAGGUUGUGGUAGCCCUGGGACUUCUCAUAACUGCAGUUUAUUCCUUCGUCAUUCCCUAUGGCAGAUCUCAUUGCCAGGGUGCAGUCACAGAAGACCAGAGCUGGCGAAGUCCGAUAAUUAGUCAUAUCCGUCUUUUUUGUCUACCAAUUGCCAAAAAAUACAAUCUGGAAGCUUUUCAAGAUUGGGAAUGCUCUGGGUGUGCACGGCUGAUACCUAAUUGUACUGAAUGUGCUGCCUUGACCACUGUCGGAACAGUGAAUGACAUGAAACAUAUUUCCAAGUAUAAUCAUCGGAUAGUUCAACCAGUUGUAAUAAAGAGUGGGUCAACCGUGUCAUUGUCAUAUGAGGAUUUGAAACACUUAUAUUCAGAAUACAAGGAGAUCAUGGAUGUGUAUGCUGAUGUUGGAGAUUAUGCUGAAAAUGAAGCCAACAAAAACUCAUAUCACUUUCCUGAAGAAGAAUCCAACCUGAUUGUUCACUGGAAAAAGCAACGUAUAAAUGGGAUACAUAUUCUUCAAAUGCUUUUUCCAAAUUCAAGCAUACUACCUUUUGAAAGUAAGGUAUCCCUGAAGAAGUGUAUAAUAGCACCCAGUCGUGGCUCUCCUUUCCAACUCCUGUCCCACCAGCUUCAGGUUGGACACAGCUGGCUGUUUGUAGGUGGGGGUAAUCUGAAACUUCAUAUUAAUGCCUCUGAGAAAUGUGCAGAACAAUGUGGUUCAUUUUUAGUUCUGCUUGAAGAAGGUGAUAUUGUUUAUGCGAAUUCAAAUUAUUGGCGGAUGACCAUUUUACCAUCAGGAGAACAAACAGUCGUUAUUUGUGUCGGAUCCAUCUAACUGAAGACGUUCCCAGUGCCGUUAGAUGAAUGUUUUGGUUGUGUGCAAGUACUCAAUGUUUAUCCAGUUUAAAACUGUUAUUUAAAUGCAUGUCUGUGGACAGAUGUACAUUCCAAAAUGUGUUUUAAUUUGUACUGUUAGAUUGCACUUUGGCUGAUCUAUGUUGGCAAUAUUGCACAACAAUCCAGAGUGUAGUUUGCACAUCGGUAACUUUUGAAUUAGUCCAAAACAACUUUACAGAAUUCCAGAACUGGCUGCCUGUAAUGAAAAGUUAGUUCAGAAAAUGUUAAAUAUUUUGAAGCAAAAUCUACAUAAACUUUUUGAUUGUUCACUGCCUCUGUUACCUGAUGCAGGAUAAAUUAUUAAUGUUUUCAGGGAGAUAUGACUACUAAUUAUAUGUUGCAUUUGGUCUAUAAAUAGAAGUUAAUUAUUCAAAGAAUGAACUGAGGCAUGAGAGAAUUUAGGGGAAUAGGUGGCAAAUAUUCCCCCACUAAAAGAAAAUAAUGGAAGAUUACUAAUUAUUUUGCAUAAGGCAUGGUUUAUAUUUUUUCUUUUUUUUAAAAGAUUAAGUUAUGUGACUUUUAAGUAAUAUUUGUGUGUGAAAUAUGGUGGCUUUCGGGAACUGGCAAUAAUUUUAAUAUAGCCUCACCGUGUACAUAGUUUCAAAACAACUUUGUAAAAUUUUGCUUUGUGUAUAUAUACAUAUAAAUAUAUAUAAAAUAUAUUUGUAUAUUUGUGUAAAGGUAAGAAAUCCUUGAAAGAUGUUGCCUAUUGAUUUUUUUGAUAAAUGAACAUUUAAGUCAAAAGAUAACUGUUACAUAUAAUGUUCAAGCAGCAUAGUGUUUUGUUCAAAUUAAAGAAAAAAAUCAAAGUGCGAUUAUAGCCUUUCAUUUUCAGCAUUGUAGGAGAGGAUGAGAACAGAAAUAAUUAAAAUUUCCUUAAGUAUGUACAAGAAAUGAUUGUAAUACAGAUGCUGCACUAGUGAUGCAUGCCGUGGCCUGCAAGUUGCUACUAAUGGACACUACAUUACAACAACAAAAUAACACACAAAUUGUUCAUCUGUGUACAACGGGAACAGGGAAUGGGUCACCUUUCCAUGUUUUAAUUUGUCAAAGGAUCAUGAGAAGCCAAUUUUGGUGAUGGCACUUAAAUCAGUGUGAAUCUUGGUAGCAUUUGCAAGUGUGAGGUGAUGCACUUUGGUAGGAGUAACCGGAAGGCAAAGUACAGGGCUAAUGGUAAGAUUCUUAGCAGUGUAGAUGAGCAGAGAGAUCUCUGUGUCCAUGUACACAGAUCCUUGACAGUUGCCACCCAGGUUGACAGGACUGUUAAGAAGGCAUACAGUGUUUUAGCUUUUAUUAAUAGAGGGAUCGAGUUCCGGAACCAAGAGGUUAUGGUGAAGCUGUACAAAACUCUGGUGCGGCCACACUUGGGAGUAUUGUGUACAGUUCUGGUCACCGCCUUAUAAGUAGGAUGUGAAAGCUUUGGAAAGGGUGCAGAGGAGAUUUACAAGGAUGUUGCCCGGUAUGGAGGGAAGGUCUUACGAGGAAAGGCUGAGGGACUUGAGGCUGUUUUCAUUAGAGAGAAGAAGGUUGAGAGGUGACUUAAUUGAAACAUAUAAAAUAAUCAGAGGGUUAGAUAGGGUGGAUCGGGAGAGCCUUUUUCCUAGGAUGGUGACAGUGAGCACGAGGGGGCAUAUUGAGGGGUGAAAGAUAUAGGAUAGAUGUCAGAGGUUUCUUUACUCUGAGUAGUAAGGAAAUGGAAUGCUUUGCCUGCAACGGUAGUAGAUUCGCCAACUUUAGGUACAUGUAAGUCGUCAUUGGACAAGCAUGUGGAGGUUAGAUGGGCUUGAGAUCCGUAUGACAGGUUGGCACAACAUCGAGGACUGAAGGGCCUGUACUGUGCUGUUAUGUUCUAUGAUGUGGAUAAACUUAAGUAUUUGUUUAGUUCUUAACACUUGAUGUUUAAUGUCUUUCUCUUUUUUGCUUAGGUAAGUGAGGAAACAAAAUGGAUGCUCAAAAGCACACUUAAGAUUCCAUAAAGCAAACUAAUAUUUGUGCAUUCUUUUGUUUACCAAAAAGAAUGACUAUCAACAAAAUGGUUUUAAAACAAAUAUUAUAAAUGGUUUUAAAGUUCAAUAAAUCAUGAUUUGUUCUUUACGGUGGAGGUUAGAUAGACUUUACCUUUCAGGUGAAAGUUCAGCGCAACAUAGUGGGCCAAAGGGCCAUUACUGUGCUGUACUGUUCUAUGUUCUGUGAUAUUUUGCCCUGUGGAUAUUUUCCCACUUUCUACAAAAGGGCUGUGAAAUUGUCUGAACUGGAUGCCAUCAUUUCAAUUAUUAUGAUAGAUGUUGCCAUAAAUUCAGAUGCAUAGCAAUUUCAAAAUGGCUUUUAUUUUUGUUAUGCUAUUAAAGUUAGGUUAAUUGUUUUAUCGGUUGAACAGUUUGGAUCUGAAUUGUUGGCUUAUGUAAUCUUGCAUCAGGUGCUGCAACCAAGUAACUGACAUUUUAAAUAAAUUGUUUUUAUUUAAACAUGCAUAGUUUUGCUGGAUCAAGAUGAGACACAGACAUUUCACAUUUUGAUUCACGCCCAUCUUUAUUCACCACAGAGAUUAUGCUGCUGUACCAAUGACUCCCGUUCUCCUGUUCUUCUUUGGUAAACAAUAUAAAUUGACAACGCCCUUAUUGGUCUUUUCCCUUAUUUUAACAAACUAGUGGGACUAAAGACAGGAACGCCAGCAAAGAAGGCUUUUAAAGGAGGUGGCUACAGAGAUAGUGGAUGUUUUGGUUAAAAUAUACCAGCAGUCAGUGGGCUUUGUGUUGGUUGCAGCAAAUGGGAAAACUGCUAAUCUGUCAUCCCUGUUCAUGUAGGAGGGAGUCAGAAAACAGGAAAUUAUAGCCCAUUAUCAACUAGCAUUGGGAAAAUACUAAUAUCUGUUACUAAAGAACAAGCAGCAGGAUAUUUAGAAAAGCUUAAUGAAAUUAAAGUCUUAUGGUCUUGGGAAGUGGAAAUCAUGUUUGACAACUUUGCAAGAGUUCUUUUGAAGAUAUGAUAAGCAGAGUUGAUAAAAGGGAACCACUAGAUUUAUUGUAUUUGGAUUUUCAGAGGGUAUCUGAUAAUGUGUAGUCUAACAGGUAAUUGCACAAGAUUGAAGUGCUCAAUUUUGGGUCAUGGAUUGAGGAUUGAUGCAAGACAAGAGUUAAGAUUAGUUUUUUUCAGGCUGGAAAGACUUGAGCGUUGUGAGGAUCAUCCUGGGGAUCGGUUAUUUAUUAUCCAUAAUACAGACUUGGAGGAAGGGGCCCAAUAACACAUCCAGAUAUGCUGAUGAUACAAAAUAGCAAGAGGGCUUAGUGCAGUAAGGACAUAAGGCAUCUGCAAGUGGAUGCAAUGGAUUGUGAGUGGGCAGAAACAUAGAUUGUUUAUUGUAGGAAAAUGAGAAUUGAUGCCAUUUGAUCAAAAGAAUUGAAAGGCAGACCACUUAAGAGACUCCAAGAAAGUGCAGCACCAAGAUCAGUGUGUUUUUAAGAAUGAACCACAAGAUUAGCAUCAGGUAUAGCAAAUAAAUAAGAUGGAAAAUGGAAUUUUGGCCUUUGUUGGAGGUUGGAUUUAAAAUUUAGGCAAGUUUUGUUAUAGCUAUACACAGUGGUGUGGCUUCAACUGGAAUAGUUUAUCCCCAUACUUCAGAAAGGGUAUGGUUGCUUUGGAGACAGUUCAAAAGAGAUGAACUAGGCUAAUUUCUGGAAUGAAGCAAUUUACUUAGUAAAGCUGGUUAGGCCUUUGUUCAUCAGAAUUCAGAAAAAUAAGAAUCCUCUUGAAACAAGGUUGAGGGAGCUUGACAAUAGAUGGUGACAAUUUUAAACUUGGGGUCAUAGUUAUAGUAUAAGAGAUACUGAUUUAAAACUGAGAUAUAAAGGAAUUCCUUCCGGUUGAGUAUGAAUGUCUGGAAUUCUGUACUUUAGUGCUUUGGACACGAGAUCACUAGUUUUUAAAGAGGGCAGAGGUACACUUUUGAAAUAUCGGAGUGGGGGGCGUGAGUAAAAUGCUGUGAUGUGUUGGCACAAAAGAGUUGAGUUCUGUGACUAGUUGAAUGGAAGGUCAGGCCUGAGGGACCAAAUGGCUUGCUUCUGCUCCUAUUUCUUAUGUUAGGGUCAUGGAGUUUUACAACAAGAAAGAGGCCCUUCAACCCAUCAUUUCAAUGCCAGUCAUCAUGCACUUAUCUACUUGGUUUCAUUUUCUAGCAAUUAGCUGGUAGCCUUGGAGCUUCAAGAUCACCUCAGUACAUCUUAAAUGUUGUGUUGGUUCCUGCCUCUAUCGCCCUUUCAGGCAGUGAGUUCCAGAUACCCACACCCUCUAGAUGAAAUUUUUUUUCCUUAAAUCUCCUAUAAACCUUCUGUCCUUUAGCCAGGUCUCUCGGAUAUAAAGUAUUGAUCACUGUACUAAGGGGAAAAUUUUAAUCCUAUGCAUGCUGUCAAUACAUUCAAUUUUGUACACCUCAACCAGAUCCUCCAUCACCCUUCUCUGCUCAAAGGAAAACUGCCCCGUCCUAUAUGAAAUGAUCUAGCCCAGACAAGAUCCUGAUAAAUUUCCUCUGCACCCCACUAUCGCAUCCUUUCUUACAGUGGUGACUAGAACUACACACGCAUUAUAGCUGUGGCCAUAGUGCAGUGUCUAAUGCAGUGGCUCCUCUUCAGGAUUUGUCUGGGCACCAUCCACUAUUGCUUCAAUCUCUUAUCCCCCUGCCAAAUUAACUCCCUUGCUAAACUACAUUAAACUCCCAUCAGCACCUGUGUCUGUGGCAUUUUGUUAAAGUUUAUUAUCAGUAACUGUAUUUGACACCAAAAAUAGUCAAUUAAGAAUUAUAGGAGCAUUACAGUGCAGAAGCCCACCAUUUGGUCCAUUGUGGGUGCACCAACUGGUUAAAUGAACAUUGCAUUGAAUUGACUUUGUCACCAUACAUGAGUACUGUGCAAAGUUUACAAGUUGCCAUUUAUAGUACCGUUUUAGAUACAGAUUCUUGAGUACAAAUUCUUCUGAGAAAGGUUAGAAACGUAAGGAAAUAAAGGUAGGCAUUACAGACCUUUUGAAAUUAGAGAAAAUUAUAGUAAUACAAAAUUUAGAAUAAUAGUCAUUACCUAAUGCCAAUCUCCUGUUUUCUCCCCAUACUGUUGCAUAUUACUUUCAUUCCAAUAACCAUCCAAUGCUUCUUGAAUGCCUCAAUUGAACCUGCCUCUACUGCACUUCCAAGCAGGGCAUUCCAUACCCAUCCAUACUUACUGAAUGAAAAUAUUUUUCUUCACUUCUCCCUUGCUGCUUUGGCAGAUCACUUGAAAUCUAUGAACUCCAGUUCCUUUUAUGAGCAGGAACAGUUUUUCCUGUUUAUCUCACUUGUGUUUUUGAAAGCCUCCGUUAAAAUCUCCUCUUGGCCUUCUUGCAAAGGAGAGCAGUCCCAACUUCUUCAAUUAUCCCCAUCAGUAAAAUUCCUCAACCAUCAAACCAUUCUUGUAAACCGUAUCUACACUUUCUCUAAUCUUUCUCUAAUCUCUCCUUGUAAUGUGCUGCUCUGAUAUACUGUACUGUAGCUGAGGCCUAACGAGUGUCUUGUAUGAGUUCAGCAUCAUCUCAAUGUACCUGUAUAUUCUGCUCACAUUGAUUAAAGCUGAGGAUAGUGUAUGCUUUGCUUACUGCUCUCUACCUGUCUGCCACUUUCAAUGAUCUGUGCACAUAUUCACUCAAGUACCUAUAUACCUUUAAAUUGUACUCCUCAUUUUACAUUGUCUUACAUAUUGGUAGGUAGAACAUUGUAUCACCACCUGUCUUUUCUGCACUUCAGAUGACUCAGGUCAAAAAUCACAUGACACCAGGUUAUAGUCCAACAGGUUUAUUUGAAAGUACUAGCUUUGAGCUCUGCUCCUU